This is a messenger RNA of Dendroctonus ponderosae (mountain pine beetle), 1914 nucleotides long. It is a transcript of the gene RhoGAP5A, whose product is annotated as beta-chimaerin. The coding region runs from base 45 to 1412 and encodes 455 amino acids. NCBI's taxonomy places the organism in Eukaryota, Metazoa, Arthropoda, Insecta, Coleoptera, Curculionidae. Gene Ontology annotation, biological process: regulation of GTPase activity; signal transduction. Gene Ontology annotation, molecular function: GTPase activator activity. The record is from RefSeq and is a predicted model, not a curated record. The transcript is spliced from 8 exons.
UAAUCCAUAAUAAACGGGCUAGUUUUUGUUAAUUGGCCAGUAAAAUGUACGUGGAAGACUUCAAGGAACGUUUACCCGAAAUUUCGGAUGCUUUGGAGUUGUAUCGGAUCCAGCUGGAAGCCCCAGUCCCAAUACCGAUUCUAUGCGAUGAUAUUCUGGCAGAUAAGCCCAGUUUCCUUGGCCAAGACUACCACGGAGCAAUCAGCCACGUGAACGCCUCCGACCUGCUAAAUUCCCAAGAAAAUGGGGCUUACUUGGUGCGAAGCAGCAAGUCGGCAAACGGUCAAUUUUACACGCUGAGUUUAAAAUUCAACAGCAAAAUUCACCACUACAAGCUCUAUGUGGAUCCUGACGGAGGCCUCUAUGUGAGGGAGAAACGUUAUGAUUGUGCUCGAUCCCUGGUUGCUGAUGGAUUAGUUACCAUGUAUUUAGAGCUGAAGGCGCCCAUGAUUUUGCAAAGGUUGACCAGCGUGAACUACCACGAAAGCCCCUACAUGACUUUCACGCUAAACAAGCGGAAAUUGCGAGCCCUGUCCAAGCAGAACGCUCUAAACAAGAGCGUAUCGGAAAGCAAUUUUGCGCCCAACAAUAUCCCACUGUCUCAGCAAAUAUUGGGGCACAAUCUGCCGGAAAAUGUUGCCCCAGUGAAGCCCCACGUGUUUAAGCCCACCACAUUCAAGGGCUUGAACUGGUGCGAACUUUGCGCCAACUUUUUAUGGGGCUUCACCCUGCAAGGCAAAAAGUGUGAGGAUUGUGGCGUGAUUGCACACAUUAAAUGCUCGGAAAAAUUCGCCAACGAUUGCGUUCCCGACCUGAAGUAUCUACGCGGGGUGUUUGGAAUCGAACUAACCACCCUGCUGAGCGCCUAUAAAACGGAAAUUCCCUUUGUGGUGAAGAAAUGCGUGGCUGAAGUCGAAGCCAGGGGCCUGACGACUGAGGGAAUCUAUCGCCUCAGUGGAUUCGCCGAUGAAAUCGAUGCCAUUAAAAUGGCUCUGGAUAAAGACGGUGAAAAGGCGGAUUUGUCGAUGGAGAAGUACCCGAACGUGAACGUGAUCACUGGGGCCCUGAAACUUUACCUUCGGAUCCUCCCAGUGCCUUUGAUCACUUUCGAAAUACAUCCCCGACUUAUUGACGCCAUUCAGCAUUCCGACCAGGAUUUGCGACUGUCGUCAAUUAAACAUGCUCUGCUGCUCUUGCCAAAGCCCCACUACGACACGUUGAAGUUCAUGAUUCAGCACCUGCACAGGGUGGCUCGACACGCGCCAAUCAACAAAAUGAACGCCCUCAAUUUGGCCACGGUUUUUGCGCCCACUCUCAUCCAUCAUCCGCCCAAUAUUAUUCCGGACGUUCGGAGCGACAUUUUGCUGCUGGAAGUGAUGAUCAAUAAAUGCGAAACCGUUUUUUUUAAGUAGCGCAAAUUGAGGCGGUUUGUGAUGGUUGCUGGCUUUUCCGCUCGUGGGGAAAAGUUGUAUUUAUUUUAUAAUGGUCUUGUAGUCGUUUUAUAUGCUUGUGCGUCUAAUGGUUAUACAUUUAAUGUUGCGUCUCUAGGUUGGCAAAGUCCCCAGGUUUUUAAAUUUGUCAUUUUUUAGCUCUCUAUCAAAAUACAGUGCACAAACCCGGCAAAAGUUGGCACUGAACGUUACUCGAUUUGUGAUAUAAACGCGAAACUCGAAAUAUUUCCCUGCCCUUUUUCACAUAAACAUUCCCUUAGUGGUUGCGUUUUAUUAUGUUCUCUAUGUGCUUAGUGUUACGGACAGCAACCAUACAAAUUAAGAAGCGUGAAUGGGGCGCUUGGUAGCAUGCGGAAAAAGUUUGAUUUUAAGCGUCUCAUUGGCGCUGCUUAAAUCAGGUAUUUUUAGACAGUUUUACAUGUGAAGUCUUGAAGAAUGGAAAAUAUAUCCGCAUACACUUUGA